This is a messenger RNA of Triticum dicoccoides, 1498 nucleotides long. Its product is annotated as serpin-Z1-like. Gene Ontology annotation, molecular function: serine-type endopeptidase inhibitor activity. The record is from RefSeq and is a predicted model, not a curated record. Lineage: Eukaryota; Viridiplantae; Streptophyta; Magnoliopsida; Poales; Poaceae. Bases 127 to 1299 code for a protein of 390 amino acids. The transcript has 2 exons.
CUCGCGUCCAGCGCACGCACCAUUUGCUUUGCUGCACGGAACUUGAACUACAGAGCCCAAAACCAGACCCCUCGCCGUCGCAACCAAAACCCCCACCCCACCCGCCGACCAGAGCCAGGGCCCGCCAUGGAGCUCGCGGAGGCCGCCUUCGCCAUGCGCGUGCUCCGCCACCUCGCCUGCGCUGGUGGCACGGCGGCCGCAUCGGGCGCCAACCUCGCAGUCUCCCCUCUCUCCAUCCACGCCGCGCUGGCGCUGCUCGGCGCGGGCGCCCGGGGCGCCACGCUCGACCAGGUCGUCGCCUUCCUCGGCCCCGCGCACGCCGCGCUCGCGUCCCACGUCGCGCUGCGCCUCCUCUCCGACAGCCCCGGCGACGACGGCGGGCCCAGCGUGCGCUUCGCCAACGGCGUGUGGGUCGACGCCGCCAUGCGCCUCAAGGUCGCCUACGCCGCCCUCGUCUCCCAGCACUACCGCGCCCAGGCACUCCCGGCGUCCUUCAAGGACAUGCCAGAGGAGGCGAGAACCCAGAUCAACCGGUGGUUCGAGAGCGCGACGGCGGGCCGGAUCAAGGGCCUCCUGCCCCAGGGCUCCAUCAACGGCGCGACGCUGGCCGUGCUCGGGAACGCGCUCUACUUCAAGGGCGCCUGGUGCCGCAAGUUCGACCCCCGGCUCACCCUCGACGACACCUUCCACCUCCCCGCCGGCGGCAGCGUCCGCGCGCCCUUCAUGUCGAGCAGCGACCGCCAGCAGCACGUCGCCUGCCGCUCCGGCUACAAGGUGCUGAGGCUGCCGUACGCGCGCGGCCGCGAGCGGCGGUACUUCUCCAUGUACAUCUACCUCCCCGACGAGCGGGACGGACUGCAGAGCCUGCUGCACAGGCUGGGGUCCGACCCGGCGCUGCUGGAGAGCUCCACGACGCUGACGGCCCAGGUCCCGGUCGGCGCCUUCAAGGUGCCCAGGUUCACCAUCUCGUGCAAGACGGACGCGACCGAGCUGCUGCAGGACCUCGGCCUGCGCCUGCCGUUCGCGCCCCUCGCCGCCGACUUCUCCGAGAUGCUGGAUUCGGCGGCGCCGCUCGUCGUGUCGGCUGUCUUCCACCAGUCCUUCGUCGAGGUGAACGAGGAAGGGACGGAGGCGGCCGCGGCGAGUGCCGUUGUUGCGUCCUUUGGCGCCGCGGCGGUGAGGACGCCGGUUCAGGUUGUGGACUUCGUGGCCGACCACCCGUUCGUGUUCUUGAUCAAGGAGGAGCUCAGCGGCGUCGUGGUUUUCGCCGGGCAAGUGAUCAAUCCGUUGGUUCCAUGAAUCUGGCUGUGCAGACACAAAACAAAGUAUCUUUUAACUUUUGGGGCUUUCAGGAUGUUAUUUUGUGUAAUGUGUAGUGUCCUUUUUCUUCUUUUAGUGAACUUUUCUGCCUGUUGAUACAUUACUUGCCUUUUCAAAGAUGUGUCCAGUACUCCAAUAUGAUUGGAGGGAAUACCAUCUUUGCUAUGUGGAUCCAAGA